GCGCUGAGCGCUGUGCCUGUGCCCGCAGGGUCCCUGUCGUCGCUUCCAAAGGGAAACCACACGAUGUCCGGAGGUUUGGAUGUCCUGCAGAUGAAGGAGGAAGAUGUCCUCAAGUUCCUCGCUGCCGGGACGCACCUGGGAGGCACCAACCUUGACUUCCAGAUGGAGCAGUAUAUCUACAAAAGGAAAAGCGAUGGUAUCUACAUCAUCAAUCUGAAGAGGACCUGGGAGAAGCUCCUCCUAGCAGCCCGUGCCAUUGUUGCCAUUGAGAACCCAGCUGACGUGAGCGUCAUUUCUUCUAGGAACACUGGACAGCGUGCUGUCCUGAAGUUUGCUGCUGCCACUGGGGCUACUCCUAUUGCUGGGCGUUUCACCCCCGGUACCUUCACCAACCAGAUCCAAGCAGCUUUCCGUGAGCCAAGACUCUUGGUGGUCACGGACCCCCGUGCUGACCAUCAGCCACUGACGGAGGCAUCUUACGUCAACAUCCCGACCAUCGCGCUCUGCAACACUGACUCUCCGCUGCGCUAUGUGGAUAUCGCCAUCCCCUGCAAUAAUAAGGGAGCGCACUCAGUGGGUCUGAUGUGGUGGAUGCUGGCUCGGGAGGUACUGCGCAUGCGUGGCACCAUUUCCCGUGAGCACCCGUGGGAAGUCAUGCCUGACCUGUACUUCUACAGGGAUCCUGAGGAGAUUGAAAAGGAGGAGCAGGCUGCUGCUGAGAAAGCAGUCACAAAGGAGGAGUUCCAGGCCGAAUGGACAGCCCCAGCUCCUGAAUUCACUGCUCCUCCUCAGCCGGAGGUGGCAGAUUGGUCUGAGGGAGUGCAGGUCCCCUCUGUGCCCAUCCAGCAGUUCCCCACAGAGGACUGGAGUGCCCAGCCUGCCACUGAGGACUGGUCAGCAGCUCCCACGGCCCAGGCUACUGAGUGGGUUGGCACUGCCACGGAGUGGUCUUAACUUCAGUCCCACAGUACAGAGAGAGAAAAAUAAAGGCUGGUUUAGUACACA
Molecule: messenger RNA, 1005 nt
Organism: Acanthisitta chloris (rifleman)
Lineage: Eukaryota; Metazoa; Chordata; Aves; Passeriformes; Acanthisittidae
Gene: RPSA
Product: ribosomal protein SA
Exons: 6
Coding region: 64-954 (296 amino acids)
Biological process (GO): cytoplasmic translation; ribosomal small subunit assembly
Cellular component (GO): cytosolic small ribosomal subunit; 90S preribosome; ribosome
Molecular function (GO): laminin receptor activity; structural constituent of ribosome
Source: RefSeq, a predicted model, not a curated record